Molecule: messenger RNA, 1416 nt
Organism: Aspergillus ibericus CBS 121593
Lineage: Eukaryota; Fungi; Ascomycota; Eurotiomycetes; Eurotiales; Aspergillaceae
Product: GATA transcription factor LreB
Exons: 2
Coding region: 1-1416 (471 amino acids)
Biological process (GO): regulation of DNA-templated transcription
Molecular function (GO): zinc ion binding; protein binding; sequence-specific DNA binding
Source: RefSeq, a predicted model, not a curated record
AUGGAACUCGAGCUCCAUCGAGGAGGAAGAGUGGCGCAGAACCAGACUCCGUCCCAAGCAUACGGUCUCCGAGCCCCAGUCCCGAACUCAAAACCACCGGGGCCGUAUAGCAUGGACGCGCGGAGUAUUCCUCGCUCGAUGAGCCUCGGCGCCGCCAAUCUCCUCCAACUCUCCUCUGCUGCUACUACUACUACUUCUGCUACUGCUACCCCUAUUACUGCCCCUACUACUGCGACGUUGGCCGCACCGGCGGGGCCCAACCCACGCCGCUCCCCCGAAAUUGCCCCCGCCGGAGCCAACAAUGAGGGCUGGUCGGGGCGGGUCCUGGGCGAACUGAAAGACCUCCUGCUGCUACUCAGUCCCGAUGGACGGGUGCUGUACGCAUCAUCCUCCUGUACCGACGUCACGGGCGUUGAUACGGCCAUCCUGGUCAAAAGCGAUUUCACCCGGUUCAUCCACGAGGAUGAUAAGCCCAUCCUCGGGCACGAAUUGGACGAAUGCAUGAAAACGGGGCGUGAAAUCCGAUGUCACUUCCGGUUUUGUAGACCGGACAAUAGCUUCUGCUUACUGGAAGCGUAUGGGCACCCGCACUUGACGACCGCGGCAGCAACAGCAGCAGCGGGGGCUGCUCCUGCGACCGCCGAACCCCGACAGCAGAAGACGGUCUGUAAGGGGAUUUUCCUCGUCUGUCGACCAUACCCCACGCGGGGGUCACAAUUACUGGAUUCGUUCCUGGAACAUAAGAUCGAAAAUAUCCGACUGAGCCAGCGCAUCGCGCAAUUGAAGGAGGAGGAAGAGGAGGAGUUGAAUGCGAGACCAGUCGCUCCUAGUGGUCAGACGACGACCACGACGACCACUACCACCACGACAACGCGUCAGACGUAUGUCUCGACGAUGCAGUCCACGGUUACGCAGUCAAAUGUACGGGAUACGUCCGUGUCGGGCGAGGAGAAUGAAUCGUCGGAUACGAUCACCGUCGCGGACGAUACCGACUCGCGGUCGUUCCUGGAACAGGUGGGGGAUCGGUUACCGCAGGGUGAAGAUAUGUCGCAUAUCGAUGGGAUCGAGGUCAUGACGGGCUUGUAUUACGGAGAGGGAGAGCGGUCACAGGGUUUGAGUACGGGUGUUCGUCAUGGUCGGUUGGUCCAUUGUAACAUGGAGUCAAAUACUCCGAGCGACCAGCAAUUACAGCAGCAACAGCAACAACCACAGCAACAGCCAACACAACCGGCCACCAAGAACCCCACCGACGCCGACAGAAAGAAGCGCAUGAAGGGCGAGUACAUGUGCACAGAUUGCGGGACCUCCGAUUCUCCGGAAUGGAGAAAGGGCCCAGAAGGUCCAAAGACCCUCUGUAACGCUUGCGGGUUACGAUGGGCCAAAAAAGAGAAAAAGCGCCAGGACUCGGGGUCGUAG